This is a messenger RNA of Arachis ipaensis, 466 nucleotides long. The record is from RefSeq and is a predicted model, not a curated record. Lineage: Eukaryota; Viridiplantae; Streptophyta; Magnoliopsida; Fabales; Fabaceae.
AGAUUCUGAAGGAAUAAUCAAGCAAGCUAAAAUGAGUGUGAGGGAGGCUAUGGAGUGGUCUCUUGAUGGUAGCAAGAUCAUCCUGAGGUUUAAUGAGGAACUGCAGGCAGUCAGAGAUGGAGCUGGCCUAUUGAAUGGCAUUAUAGGAGCGCUGGAUUCUGAUUACAGCAAAUUUUCUAUCUGUGAAAAGAGUUGGGCAAAGGUGCGGGGCAAAGAUAGGGUUUAUGAUGAUUGUAUAAAGGAGAUGUUCCACUUCCAGCAUAGCAGUGGUAGAAUCAAGAAAACACUUUUGCAACAAAUGGGGAAGUCCUGGAAGGAUACAAGGGGGAGGCUGUUUGACUCGCAUUACAAACCAACAAGGACACUUGAGCAGAAUCUUGAUCAGCGCCCGGAGAGAAUUCCUAGAGAGCAUUGGAAGUGGUUCAUUGAUUAUCAUAAUGAUCCUGCAACAAAGUUUUUAUUCUGA